Molecule: messenger RNA, 4279 nt
Organism: Zootoca vivipara (common lizard)
Lineage: Eukaryota; Metazoa; Chordata; Lepidosauria; Squamata; Lacertidae
Gene: PRKX
Product: protein kinase cAMP-dependent X-linked catalytic subunit
Biological process (GO): protein phosphorylation
Cellular component (GO): cytosol; cAMP-dependent protein kinase complex
Molecular function (GO): cAMP-dependent protein kinase activity; ATP binding
Source: RefSeq, a predicted model, not a curated record
AUCCCCGCGUGCGACCGACCGACCGGCUGGCUGGCUGGCGGGCGAGUGAGUGAGGCAGAGAGCGAGACUCGGGCAAGCCCAUUGUCUGCGCCGAGGUGCCGGCGGGAAGCGAGCGAGGAGCGAAGGCGCACAACCGGUCUCCAGAGAGCGAGGCGAGCGAGCGCGCGAGCACAACACACACACACACACACACACACACAUACACACACACACACACAACCAGGCAAGCCAACCAAGAAGCUGCGCCCGGGCGCGAUGCGGGGCGCCAGCCGCCGCUUUGCAGCUGCCGAGAGGCUCCUCCGACACCCGGGCCGGGCUCGGGGCAGCGGCAGCUGCUGAAGAGGGAAGGAGGCCGGGCCGGCGCCGGCGCCCCAAACUUCGCCCUUUUGCCUUGACAGGGCGCGCCUUUUCUUCCUCCCUCCCCUCGCCGCCCCAUGGAGACGCUGAGCGCCGUGAGGGCGAAAGUAGGGGCCAGGAGCCCCGGCGGCUGCGAGGCGGGCGGCACCGGCGAGCCCCAACCCGCGCCGUCCUCGAGUCCUGCCGGUCGAGGCUCUCCGGCGCACCCGGCGCCGGACUCGCCCGCUUAUCGACUGGAGGAUCUGGAGACCUUAGCCACUGUCGGGACAGGUACUUUUGGGCGGGUUCAUCUGGUGAAAGAGAAAUCGGCCAAAUGCUACUUUGCAUUGAAAGUAAUGAGCAUUCCAGAUGUCAUUCGACUAAAACAAGAACAGCAUGUGCACAAUGAAAAAGCGGUCUUGAAAGAAGUGAACCAUCCAUUUCUGAUCAGAUUAUUUUGGACUUCCCAUGAUGAACGCUUUCUAUAUAUGCUGAUGGAAUAUGUACCUGGGGGUGAACUUUUUAGUUAUCUGCGCAACAUGGGACGCUUUAAUAACAGCACUGGACUGUUUUACUCUGCAGAGAUUAUUUGUGCAAUAGAAUAUCUUCAUUCAAAAGAAAUUGUUUACAGAGACUUAAAGCCUGAAAAUAUUUUACUAGACAAAGAGGGGCAUAUAAAACUCACCGAUUUUGGAUUUGCUAAAAAGCUGGUUGAUAGGACAUGGACGCUCUGUGGGACCCCGGAAUAUCUUGCCCCAGAAGUCAUACAGAGUAAAGGUCACGGAAGAGCUGUAGAUUGGUGGGCCCUCGGCAUUCUGAUAUUUGAGAUGCUGUCUGGGUUUCCUCCAUUCUUUGAUGACAACCCUUUUGGAAUAUAUCAGAAGAUUCUUGCUGGUAAAAUAGAUUUCCCCAGGCAUCUGGAUUUAUAUGUAAAGGACCUUAUUAAAAAACUUCUUGUGGUUGACCGAACAAGACGGCUAGGAAACAUGAAGAAUGGAGCUGAUGAUGUGAAGAGGCACAGAUGGUUCAGGUCUGUAGACUGGGAUGCUGUACCACAGAGAAAAUUAAAGCCUCCUAUAGUUCCGAAGGUAUCAAAUGAUGGUGAUACAUCCAACUUUGAAGCAUAUCCUGAAGAUGACUGGAACAAAAUGCCUCCUGUACCUCCUAAAGAUUUAGAAAUUUUCAAGAACUUCUAAAUGCGAGACACAAAAUGUCAUUAAGAAACUGGAAGAUUAUUAAUGUGCUAGUUGGGAACUGGCAAAGAAGAACUUGAAAAAAGUUAUGAAGAAUUUUUUUGAAAUGAGUGAAAGAAUGUUACUUCAUUAUUCAUAAAGAAAUAAUGUUAAAAGUUGGGAAAGGGUCAAUAAGUUUAGUUGUAUGGAUUUGGCAUUAGUUCAGUAAACUAAAAUACUGAAGCGCCUACCCUGAGAUGUAGACUUUGAAACUGUUAUAGUUUUUUGGGAUUUUUUUUUAAAAAAAGAAACAGUUAUUUUUAGUUUUGUUUCUUGCUAUGCCCAAAUAUUUUUGCAUAGUUAUCUCAUUGACUAACUUUAUAAGUUUAUACUAAGAUUGUCAUUUAAAGCACAGAUUAGAAUAUGUGUAUAUAAAGAAAUCAAUACAGAAAAAGGCACAGAAACUGUGCUAAAAUGUAAAUUUUUGUACUUUACAGAGUCUAUGGUUUUUAUUCUUAAAUGGUUUUUCAAGAUGCCCCCUAGAAGAAGAAAAUAUUAAAAUGAUCAAUAGGUUUUUCAGCAUCUUCUAUACGUUUUAUAAUUCUUUGUAAAAAGAAAUAUACAAGAAAAUUUUGAGAAAAUUGUAACAUUUCCAGCGCUCCACACCUGCAGCCCUACUAUUUGAAAGCUGAAAGAUAACGGGCCUGUAUGUUUUGUUUAGAUUGCAUAAUGUUUUCUUUAUGAAGUUGAGUUGAAAUUAUGUCCAUGCAAAUCAUGAUUCUUGAUUACUGCAGACUAUGUAAAGACUAUGUAAAGUGAAAUCAUGGCAAGAUCGUACCUGUUCUCUGAGUUUAGGUUUAGAACUGUUGCACUUACAGGGACCUGAAGAUCAUCUAAAUAAAUAUUCUGUCGUAUGCACUGUUUCAUACAUGAACUACCAUCACUGAAUAACUGCAACCUAAGAUGAUAGCUUGGUGCAUGAAACAAACAUUCACCACAGAUCAACUGCUACACUCAGAUUUCACAUUACAUAAGUAUCAUUUCAGAAAACAAGGCUAUUCACAUGGUCUUCUGAGUCGUCAUCAUGAAAAUUAAUGAACAUCCUUGUGUGUAAAUGAAGAUUCUACAGAUUCUGAAGUAGAAUCUUCUACAUGUCAAUUAAUGCCAUUCAUACUGCUUGAAAUAAACCAGAAUAUGUAGAAUUAGGACUAUAUAUUUACAAGAUUCCAAGGUUGAGCUCAACAGGCAAGGAGAACCUGUGGCCUUCUAGAUGUGGCUGAGCUACAAGUCCCAUUCCUUUGAUCAUUGGCCAUAUCAGCUGGGACUGACUAGAGUAGGAAACAUAUGAAGGGUUAUGAUGUGUCGAAGUUCUUUGAGCUGUUUAAGCUUACUUAUUUCUGGCAAGCUUAACUUUGAACUGGCAUGUAUGUUUAUAAAUAAAAUUUCAGCAGUUGCGCAUUCCGAGAAAUAUUUGUUGUAUGUGAAAUUCUCUCCAAUGAUGGCUUUAGACACCUAUCAAGGUUAUAGAUGUUUGGUCUGUACAUUUGAAGAAGUUGUUUAAAAUAAUCAAUGACUGAUUCUUCUCCCCAUAGUCUGCAGGUCCUUACUGUUAGGUGGCUCAUGCAUAUGCAAUUUAAGACUUGUCCAGUUUUCUGGUCUCUCCCAAUCAGUUUCCCCCACAGACCUUUACUGUGACUAUUUGAACCUGAGAUGCUACAAGAACCCCAUAUUUCUUUUACUGUACAUAAUAUCACAUUUUUUAGACCACAUUGUGGGGGAAACUGACUCCAAAAAGAGAAGAUAGUAUGCCUUGCAAGUGGCAGGGGAUUGAAACUUUUCACAAUUUCCUGUCACCUACUCAGUAUCAAAUGAGUUCUAGUGCUGUUCCUUCCGCAGUUAGCACAAUCUAUCUGCCAGCGAAUAAGUGACUGUUUUGCUGUUACUACAUAUGCUGAUUCUUAACACACAACGUUUGUGUGUCUUGCAUAAUUCUUCCGAGAUAAACCUUCCAAAUCUUGACUUCCUGUGUUGCAGAAUCUUGGCAUUUGAUGUGCAGUAAAUUAAGGUGCUUGCAAACAGAGUACUUCUGUUUGUUUCUAGCUUGCAGCAGUUUUAUCAGUUGGAACCAUGUUAAGCAAGAAAAACAGUGGAUACAGGAAGACAUGCUGCUUAAUUCGCACAUAACACUCAGCCAAACCACAACUUGGCAGAAUGCACAUGUUCCUGGACAGGAGUUUGUGAGCUGUAAACCAAGAACAAACCUUGGUGCAGCUCAUAAUUUGUCUGAAGCAAAAGAAACAAUGAGCCCAGGUUUGCAUGGCACACUAAGCCCAAACCAUGGGUAGCUCAAAACAGGAAAAAUGGAACAGCCUCUUCUGUGGGAGAAUGUAUGUUCAUGCUAAGUCAUGAUUUGCCUUAUUGUUAUAUGCAAAUUGAGCCAAUGUAUUCUAUGAGUUGGUUUCCUAUUCCAUAAAUUUAUAUCCUCUGAAUUCAGUUAUACUAUUACAACUUCUUUCUCAAUGAAAAAAAUACUGAAAUUGUGCUUCCAAUAAGUAAGUAGGACAGUAACAUUUCCUUAGCUGUGAAAGUUAUACCCGGGAAUUGUGGCUUUCAUUUGGCAAGCUAAUCGUCCAUAAAAGAAAUCAAUUAUGUAUUGUAAAUUAAAUUCUGCACAGGAAGAAACUGAAUCUUCAUUUGUAUGAACGACAGGUGCAUUUUAGAAUGUAGCUUCCCUCAGCAUAAACCAAUGUUUCUCAACCUUUUUUGGGCCA